CGGAACUUGAACCCCCUCGACAACGCAACCGUGGUACCUCUUGCCAUUAGUGCCAAAGUUUAAUCUCUCUCCUCCAUAUAGCUACUCCAUACAGCAGCAUCUUGCAUUAUUACAUCUCAUCACUUCUCCCUCCCCCCAUCAACUACCGCAACCUCUCUCGGUGGUGUCGCGAGCUCCUGUGAAGCAACUGUCCCGUUCUGCUGCGACGCGACCCCUCCCGUCCGAACCCCCUCGCGCUGACAGCACCCCCGGCCACAGCCUGCUUAUCGGAAUCUCGUUGGGACCGAUUACCGUACCGUAAUAUCGAGGCCCACGCUAGUAAAACAGUGGGGUUAGUGGGUAGCAAUGGCGGAAUGGAUGAUGUAUCGCUAUGCUGGCAGUGCUGCCAAUCCACCUCCCAUACUCCCCAAGACGGCUGAAGCAAAGCAGUGGGACCUGACGACGACCGACGCCCUCGGGAGGACCAUAUCUGCCUCGAGCACCGCUUCGCCUGCUCCCGUUGCAUCCGUGCCCAUGGAUACCGCCCGAGGUUCCAUGUCGAGUGCCUCGACGCAAAGUGUAAAGGACGAUGGCGCCGUGCUUUCGAAUCCCAUUGUCCUGCGUCAUGGACGACGAUACCUCCGAGACCUUCCGUACCCCCUCCCAUGCGACCUUCCAGAGCUUCAAAGGCAGAACCUGCACACGCUGCUAGUCGCCUCGAUAUUCGGUCGACCCUUGGGGUCCACCCCAUCGCCCCAGAACCCGCCCAAGAAGGUACUCGAAAUCGCAUGUGGCAGCGCAUAUUGGUCGUCACUGUGCCAUGCGUACCUUACCGACCUGGGCUAUGAGGAUGUGUCCUUUACUGGGCUGGACAUUGUCCCAUUGGCAGCCGAUCUGCGGCUACAAGGAAUUGACUGGAGAUUUGUACAGCAUGAUCUGCGCAAGAUCCCUUUACCCUUCGACGACGACGAAUUCGACAUCGUGGUAAUGAAGGACCUGAGCAUGGUUGUCCCAAAUGGCGCACCGACACAGGCUGUGCUUGACGAGGCGAUGCGAGUGUUGAAGUCGGGAGGGACACUGGAAAUAUGGGAGACUGAUCAUCUAAUCCGGUCGAUCCUCCCUCAUCCUCCGCCGCCCCCGGGGAAGAAUCCGACCGAAUACGCCUGCGCCGUGUCAACUGGAACCUUCCUGAUCUCCCCCAUCACCCCCUUCGCCGACGUGCAGAACAAGUACCUACAAGACUCCAACAUGUGGAUCCAAGAAGCCCUAGACAAGCGGAAGCUUUGCACAACACCCUGCGCUCGUAUAUCACAAAUGCUGCUACAAGAGACGGAGACGCUUUGUGAUGUCGAGAACCGAAGGGUGGCUAUCCCGCUCGGAGAGCUUCGCUGGGAACGCGACGGGGCGGCAGAUAGGCACCCGUCAAAACGCCGCGGGAGCCAGACUGGUAAGACCAGGAAGACUGAAGGUUCCAGUCUGAACGAAGAGCAGGCAGCGCUCCGAUAUACCGCGCUUCUGGUCGUCAUACAAAUGAUUGAGAGUCUGGAACCAUUGCUGAAGGAAGUCAGCGGGAAGAACCAGGAGGAGUGGCAGCGCUGGUGGGGUUCGAUGAUGACCAAUCUCCUAGAACAGAAAGGCGCGUCUAGUGGGGAGUGUCUAGAGGCUGGGGUCUGGUGGUGCCGCAAAGUAUGAGCUCGGGAUACCCACGUUUGUUUUUGAUUGAUACCCGAAACUGGUCGAAAGAAUACGUUAAUCGACCUCGACUCCGGCGGCUAGGGCCACUAGACUGCUUGGGUUCUGAGGAUUGUGAUGUGACCGGGUCGUGCACUCCGACCGCUAACAAUCAA
Messenger RNA from Westerdykella ornata, 1826 nucleotides. RefSeq names its product SAM binding motif-containing protein. The coding region runs from base 346 to 1671 and encodes 441 amino acids. NCBI's taxonomy places the organism in Eukaryota, Fungi, Ascomycota, Dothideomycetes, Pleosporales, Sporormiaceae. The transcript has 2 exons. The record is from RefSeq and is a predicted model, not a curated record.